AUGAGCACAACACUAUCUCCAGAAUAUCUGGCUGCGGAUCAGAGUUGGCGGCUACUUCAUGUGGCGGUGGCUUUCGCUGCCAUGGAGAUUAUGUUUGUUUCUCUAUACGUUGGAUCGCGUCUCAAAAGCGGAAUUAAACAGGGACCGGAUUUCUAUCUUAUCAUUGCUGCGUUGAUCGUCAAUUUAGGACUUGUGGUUGUUUGCUUUACAUACGCGAAACUUGGGGGAUUAGGCCAUCAUAUAGAAGUAGUCACACCCGAGGAGGUCGUUAGUUUCACGAAGUCAAAGCUGGCCCUCAUAUACCUAUACAUCGCGGCGGUCACGCUUCCGAAACUCGCGAUCCUCAGCCUGUACCUGCGGCUUUUCCAAGACAAAGGAUAUAGAUAUGCUGCGUUUGCUAUAAGCGGAAUACUCGUCAUUUGUUUGGUGAUUGCUUGGGUCUUGUCGACGGUUAUAUGUAUUCCAUUCGCGUACAAUUGGGAUACCACGAUUCCAGGAGGGAGAUGUCUGAACAAAGGACUGAUGUACACAAUGAUGAGCCUGCCUAAUAUUGGGACAGACUUUGCAAUUUUUAUUUUACCACUGCCAAUCAUAUGGAACCUUCAGAUGUCCCGAAACCAGAAAAUUGGACUAGCCAUUACGUUUGCAACAGGCAGCAUGGGGAUAAUCACCGCAAUUGUCCGUCUCGUCAUAUUCAGAAAGCUGGGAGAUGACAGAGACUUCUACUGGUCUGCCACUGAUACAGUCAUGUGGACAGUUAUUGAACCCGGGAUCUAUCUCAUCGCCUCUUGUCUUCCAUCCCUGCGCUCGCUAUUCACGCCAUUAUUCAAGAAAAUCAGUUGUAGUACCUUCAGAGCACGUUUCCACUCACCACUUCCUCGCAAAUCCUUCUUAGACUCGAGCAUCAGAGGCACCAACCCUUCCCGAGUCUCGCAUACUCUGGACACACUGCCACCAACGCACGAGUCGGAAAGCGUCAGGUGUUUCUCUCGACUGGAUGGGCCGUGGCAAUCGGAUGGUAUAGAUGAUAGCGAGCCACGGACUUCGGUCUCGUGUUACAGGACUCGAAGUCUGAUACAUGAAGCUGAUGGGGGGAUCGAGACUGUCGAUGGCAAAGAGUUGCCAGAAGACGAUAAGGCGACUAAUCCCUUCGUUAUCAGAGUCCAGAAGACGACGAGUUUGAGUAGUGAGCCGAGAAUGAGUAAUAAGACGACGACGCGGAACCCUUGA
This is a messenger RNA of Glarea lozoyensis ATCC 20868, 1230 nucleotides long. RefSeq lists its product as uncharacterized. The transcript is spliced from 3 exons. Bases 1 to 1230 code for a protein of 409 amino acids. NCBI's taxonomy places the organism in Eukaryota, Fungi, Ascomycota, Leotiomycetes, Helotiales, Helotiaceae. The record is from RefSeq and is a predicted model, not a curated record.